Aspergillus uvarum CBS 121591 is the source of this 1988-nucleotide messenger RNA. RefSeq names its product carotenoid oxygenase family protein. The coding region runs from base 110 to 1771 and encodes 553 amino acids. The record is from RefSeq and is a predicted model, not a curated record. Gene Ontology annotation, molecular function: carotenoid dioxygenase activity. The transcript has a single exon. Lineage: Eukaryota; Fungi; Ascomycota; Eurotiomycetes; Eurotiales; Aspergillaceae. Gene Ontology annotation, biological process: carotene catabolic process.
CACAAGUAUCCAAGCAAUCAUUAAGCAAACAUGACCACCAACCACAACACUCAGACUGACGACCACUUCAACAACUGGCCUAACGUCCAAGGCGUGAGCAUCCUCCAUUAUGACUCCAGGCUUGGGACUAAUGAUACUCCAGUUCGAUGCCAAUUACGAAGUCAAAGACCCCGUCGAACUCCCCGUGGAGGGUACCAUUCCAGCCUACACGGCUGGCACGCUGUACCGCACCGGGCCAGGAAGUUACAAAGUCGACACCGAGCAGGGCGAGACGCUCGAACUCAGUCACUGGUUCGACGGAUACAGUCAAACCCAUCGCUUUCAGCUCGUCGCCCCUGUCGCCGACCACCCCCUUCGGGUCUACUACAACUCUCGCUUCUCCACCGACCUAUUGAUCGAGGGAGUCCGCAAGUCAGGGAGUCCGAAACCAAUAACUUUCGGUCAGAAACGUGAUCCCUGCAAAGCCGUCUAUGACAGAGUCCAGACGGAAUACGAGCCAGCCAGCAAGCCACCUCCCCCUCACCCCGCCGCCGUGAACGUGGGAGUCACCCUAUCGGUCAACAUGCCCGGCCUGGGGACCGAAACCAGUGACCGCUGGGACACAUCCACGGGCAUCAAGACCCUGUGGGCCAAGACCGACCACAACCUCUUCAAGCAGCUGGACCCUGUCACCCUCGAGCCCCUCGGUCUCGCCCGGCAGCAGAACCUCCAUCCCGACCUCACAGGCGAAGGGGCCGCCGCGCACGCGCGCUCCGACCCCAAAACCGGCGACGUCUUCAACUACAACCUCACACACAGCCCGGAACCGACGUAUCGGGUCUUCCGCGUCUCAGCAUCCACCGGCGAGACCACGAUCCUGGCCAGCUUCCCGGCCACGCCCGCCUACCUGCACUCCCUCUUCCUCACCGCAGACUACGUAGUUAUCUGCGUGUGGAACGCGCACCUCGACGUCUCGGUCUUCGACACCCCCGUCCACAGCGUGCUCGACGCGAUGGAACCCUUCGACCCCACCAAACCCUCGAUGUGGUAUGUCAUCGACCGCAAGGCCAGCCAGGGCCUGGUGGGCACCUACACCGGCCCGCCAUUCUUCUGCUUCCACAGCAUCAACGCCUGGCAGGAGCCGUCCCCCAACAGCAACAGCGGAGAAGACAUCGACAUCGUCGCCGACCUCGUCAUGUUCGACAACCUCGACUUCCUCUUCUCCCUCUACUACGAGAAUCUGCUCUCCAACACCAGCCCCGCGAACGCCCGCCUCGCGAACGGCCGCACCGACAGCACCCGCUCCACCGUUGCCCGCUUCCGCCUCCCGCUCAUCCCCGCUUCCGCCUCUCCCAGCCCUCAGUCGCAGAAAGCAAUCCUCGAACGCACCGUCUGCAAACCCAUCUCCCCCGAACUCCCCACCCUCAACCCCAGCUACGUCACCCGCAAGAACCGCUACACCUACUCCAUCGGCGCCCGCGGCGAGUCCACCUUCUUCGACUGUAUCAUGAAGCUCGACAACGACCACCCCGAGACCCCGCAGAUCUGGGCCCAGCACGCGCAUUCCCCCGGGGAACCGAUCUUCGUGGCGGAUCCGCAGGGCACGGGCGAGGAUGACGGGGUGUUGUUGAGUGUGGUGUUGGAUGGGCAUUCCGGCAAGAGCUAUCUGCUGUGUUUGGAUGCCAGGGAUCUGUCCGUGCUGGGGAAGGCGAGGGUCGACGGGCCGGUGGCGUUUGGGUUCCAUGGGCAGCAUGUUCCGUUGGCGGGGGGGAUUCCGACGGGUGAUUAUUGAGGUAUCCUGGGCGAGCCUGUCUUGGUUCGCAGCGGUGGGAUGCUGGAUUUGUUGUGGUGGUAUUUUCAUUUUCUCGGGUUGCGGUUCGAUACUUGGUGGUGAUUUCUGCUCUGCUUUGCAGGCCCAGUGGGCGCUCUAGUGAUGAUGACUACGAUUUUGCUACGAGACUGCGUCAGAAUGCUAUGGAAAUAAUCUCUCAUUCUCCAACUACUGCAAC